GGCGACGGUCCUGAACUGAGCCGAGUGACUUGGAGGGCCAGAGAAACGAGGUCGAGACGGUCCUGAACUGAGCCGAGUGACUUGGAGGGUCAGAGAAACGAGGUUGAGACAACAGAGAGGCCCACAACGUAGAGACUUGUACUUGGUUGCUGCUUGCCUGGUGGGAGCUGCAGAUAGCAGGGACAGACCAGCCCAGGCAGACAGGCGGAGGUUUCAGGAGCAGGUCCUGACCUCUCUAUAGGACAUACUGAGAGGAGACUACAAGACUUCUCCUACAGGGUCACCCACCACAACAUGCAAGGGAAAAGUGAACACGAACACCAAGACAACAAUAUGGAAUCAGACAUUGAUCCCAACAAGCAGCCUGAAAGUCCCUCGUCUGAGAACGAGCCCUCCAGUUCAGUCAAAGUCCGCCAGAACCCCAAAUAUCAGCUGUUCCUGGAUGGAGACAUGAUUGGGAACGGAUCCAGGGAUACAAAUGGAAYGUCUGGGAGAGAGAACGGGAACGGGAGAGAACCCAAGAACAGUUCCCGUUGGGACAGCGCUAGCUCCAGAUUCGGCCCAAACCACCGCGGGUCCCUGGAGUCUCUUGCCUCUCGGGACUGGGACACCAUGUCGGACAGGGUGGGAGGUUUUGAGAGUCCUCCCAGGGUGUUCAACAGCCCCUACGCUACAGCGGCUUCCAUGGAGUACACCCCUGGCAUGAACCGGAUGUCAGAGCAAAAGCUAGAAGAGGCUGCACAGAAAGCCUCCCGUGCGACAGCAGAGCUCGGUCUGCAACAGAAGCUACGAGACGACGCCCUGCUGAGGGUAGAGGAGAUGGAGGAGAGUUUACUGGAGAGGAGUCAGGAGCUGCAGAUAGCCCAACAGACCAUCAGCCGCCUACAGGGACAGGUGUCAGAUAAGCUGGUAGAUAAGGAGCGUUCCCUGGAGGAGGAGAUCCAGCUGAGAGAGAGAGUUCAGCUGCAGUGGAAGCAGGCAGAGAGGAGCGUAGAGGACCUGACGAGGGAGCUACAGACUGCUGCACAGAACACGGAGACCUGGUCAAGCAACUCAAACAGGCUCAGGAGAAACUGUUAGAUCUUGAGACCGACCUGGAGGAGAUGCAGGACAGUGAACAGAGAUGGGUCAGCAAGCACAAGAGAUCCAUCGAACAGACGGAACAGCUCCAGCUGAAGUUGAUCCAGCAGAAAGAUGUGAAUGAGCAGCUGGACAGCGAGAAAGGCAUCCUGGAGAGACAG
Messenger RNA from Salvelinus sp. IW2-2015, 1241 nucleotides. NCBI's taxonomy places the organism in Eukaryota, Metazoa, Chordata, Actinopteri, Salmoniformes, Salmonidae. The record is from RefSeq and is a predicted model, not a curated record.